AUGCCGUCCGCGUACGAACUUGAAAGGGAGAAGAACAUUGCGCGAAAUCGAGCACUGCUCGAGCAACUCGAUUUAAAACAAGCCGUUGAAGGCCUAGUCGCAAAGCCUGCCGCUACCAAAUCUCAAGCAAAGCCUGUUCAACCAAACAAGCCCAGGAAACCUCGUGAGCGUGUGGCAGAGGGACCACGGCGCCAGUCAGCGCGUCUUCGCGAGUCGGUGAUUGACCCCAACGAGAGCCCUGCAAAGCGGAAGCGGCGGGAUGCAGAGCGAGAGGAAAGGCGUGCGAAAGAAGAGGAGGAACGGCUGGAGGAGGAGGAAAAGGCACGUGCCGCCAAACGACCGCGACAUGGAGAGCUGGGUCUGGCUACGCUGGUCGAAGAGGGGGACGCAGAAGACUUGUCAACACUUGCUUCGCUAUUCGAGUCCAUGUCUCAGACGACAAAGCUGAUCAUGGACGAGGAUGCUGGCUACCGCUCUGACGAGGAGACUGAAGAGGACAAGUUUGUGACGGAGCUCCGGGAGAAGUUGCAGGACUUGAAGGUCGUUGCGCGCGCAAAAGUGACGCAAGACCGUGUAUACUCUGCUGCAUAUCACCCAGAAGUUACGAAAGACCUUGUCUUUUUUGGAGAUAAACACGGAAGUCUUGGAAUCUGGGACGCGCGCGCCGCAGUGGACGAGGUUGAAGACGAAGACGGCGAUGUUUCGGUCGUCAACGCAAGCGAGGGCAAAUAUUGGCGGCUGCAGCUCCAUUGGCCUGCGACAAGCAAAUCGUCCAUAUCGUGCGUGAAGAUCGACCCAAUUAAUUCUCACAACAUCUACACUUCUGCUUACGACUGUACUGUCCGAUCGACUUCUUUCCCUUCAGGCGUGUCACGGGAGGUGUUUGUGACCGACGACGUCCUCAUUUCGAGCAUUGAUGUGGCGCCGACUGGAAAUGAUAUGUGGAUUUCCGAUGCGGCAGGGGACGUCUGGCAUCGCGACCUCCGCCAGGACAAGUCCGUUGUCAGUCGAUAUGGGCUCUCUGACACCAAAAUUGGCUGCUUGAGCAUCAACCCAACACGACCUAAUUUCUUGGUCACAUCGAGCAAUAGCCGUUCGCUCAAGAUUUGGGACAUUCGCAAGCUGCAAAACGUUCUGCAGGACGACAGUUUGCCAACACCACCACCGUCUUCUCCCGGAGGACCGUUCCUUGACCCAAUUUCGAAGCUGGAUUCUGAGGCAGACUAUGACACGGUAACGGAAUACACGCAGUCGAAGCGCGGCCAAGGCUGCCUGCGGGCUGACUGGCGGCACGACAAGUCAGUUAGCUCGGCAUACUGGGACCCACGCGGGCGGUAUAUUGUCAGCACGAGCUACGACGAUACUUUGCGGCUUUGGGAUAUUUCUUCGUCGAAUAUGGAGAGCUCAAGCACCUUCCCCUCGUCACGGCCGUUCAAUCGCAUACGACACAACUGCCAAACGGGCAAGUGGCUGACGAUUCUCAGGGCACAGUGGUCUCCGAAUCCAGAGGCCUACCCGCAUUUCACGAUCGGGAAUAUGGACCAUUCGGUCAACAUUUUUACGUGCAAGGGGGAGCUUAUCACGCGGCUUGCUGACCGCGACAAGAUCUCUGCUGUGCAAGCAGUUACUUGCUCCCACCCUUCUAUCGUCGAAAGGGUGGUGUCAGGCAAUGCUAGUGGACGAUGUGUUUUGUGGGCGCCGGAAGAUGAGGAAUGA
Mycena indigotica is the source of this 1716-nucleotide messenger RNA. Its product is annotated as DNA damage-binding protein CMR1. The record is from RefSeq and is a predicted model, not a curated record. The transcript is spliced from 9 exons. Gene Ontology annotation, cellular component: nucleus. Bases 1 to 1716 code for a protein of 571 amino acids. NCBI's taxonomy places the organism in Eukaryota, Fungi, Basidiomycota, Agaricomycetes, Agaricales, Mycenaceae. Gene Ontology annotation, biological process: regulation of DNA damage checkpoint. Gene Ontology annotation, molecular function: protein binding; DNA binding.